AUGACUGACUCCAGCAAGGAUGCCCUGGAACUGGACGAGGACCCUUUGCAGGACAUCCUAAAGCCACGGGUGAUUUCAGUGCCAAAAGAUAGCCUGAAGCGCAUCUUUGGGACCAGCCAGGUGUUCCAGGGCUUCAGUGAACCCAAACCAAAGGCCAAGGGCUUAACGGUGCCCCUCAAAGUCAGGGAGUACUUCUUCCAAGGCCAGGCGUGCUUAGAGCAAGAAGACUGGGAGACGGCCGUGCUGCUCUUCUCCCGGGCCCUCCACCUGGAUCCCAGGCUGGUAGACUUCUAUGCCUUGCGGGCCGAGGCCUACAUCCAGCUCUGCGACUUCUCCUCUGCCGUCCAGAACUUGCGAAGGGCCUAUUCCUUCGAGCCAGAGAACACCAAGUUCCAGGAGCGGCUCACCUUGGUGCUUCACCUGCAGGGCCAGUGUCUGUUUGAGCAGUGUGCCUACCAGGACGCCCUGUUCAUCUUCUCCCAAGCCUCUGAGCUCCAGCCCCAGGAACCGUGCUUCCGCUACCGAUGCAUGGCCUGUCUCCUGGCCCUCGGUCGGCACCAGGACUGCCUCACACUGGUGACCAAGGAGCUGAAGCAUGGCACAACCAAUGCUGAUGUCUACGUCCUCCGGGCCAGGCUCUACAACUUCUUCCACAAGCCUACCCUCUGUUACCGGGACUUGCACAGCACCUUGCUUCUGGAGCCCAAGCAUCCCCAGGCCAAGCUGCUCCUCAAGACCAUGGUGAACCAGGCCCAACAGGCUCGCCAAAGUGCAGAGAUCCUUGCCGUUCAGGGCAACAUGCAGCAUGCACUGACGUGCAUCAACUGCGCCAUCGAGAACAACCCUCUGGACCCCAGCCUCUUCCUCUUCCGGGGCACCUUGUACCGCCGGCUUCAGGAGUUUGACGUCGCUGUGGAAGACUUCCUGAAGGCACUGGACAUGGUGCCCGAGAGCCAGGAGGACAUGGUGCAACAGGUGCAGCGCCAGCUGCUGCUGGCUUACAACGACUUUGCUGUGCACUGCUACAUGCAGGGCGCCUACCAGGAGAGCUUGCUGCUGCUCAGCAAGGCCCUCAAGGAUGAGCAGCAGGAGAAGGGCCUCUAUAUCAACCGGGGCGAUUGUUUCUUCCAGCUGGGCAACCUGGCCUUUGCUGAGGCGGAUUAUCAGCAGGCGCUGGCGCUGAGCCCGCAGGACCAGGGUGCCAACUUGCGCAUGAGCCUGCUGCAGGAGAAGAUGGGCUUCUGCGAGCAGAAACGAAGGCAGUUCCACAAAGCGGAGAACCACUUCUCAUUGGCCAUCCAGCACAACCCCCAGAAGGCUCGCUACUACCUGCAGAGGGCCAAGAACCGCCAGCUGCUGCAGAACUCGUUUGGGGCCCGCCAGGAUGUCGCCACCGUGCUGCUUCUUGAACCUGAACAACCACAGUUGCUCCCGCUGAUGACCAGCCUCUUCCCGGGCAUGUCGGUAGAUGAUGUGCUUAAUAGCCAGGUGGCCCACCUGGCCAGGCUGCAGUUGGAGCGGGCUGUGGAGAGCAAUAUGCAGUUCAGCAUCCCGAAAGGCAUUGUGGGGUUGCUCAGGAAGCGAGAAUUAGAGCGCCAGAAGGCCCGCGCCCUACAGCACGAAUGGAAACUGGAGCAGCCUUCCUCUGAAGAGCUUAAGGCCCCCUACCAGGCCCUGCAGGAAGGCCCAGAGGAGGAAGCUGUGGCCCCAGAGAAGGAGAAGGAAAAGGAGGAGGAAACUGAACACACCUCCGACAAGGAGAUGUCCCUGUCCAGCAGCUACGUGGAUCUGACCUCCUCAGGAUCCAUCUUGGGCUUCAUAGUUACGUCCAUCUCAGAGACAGAGACAUCCACUAAUUCCCAGGGGUACAGGAGCAGUUCGACCGCUGCUGUGACAUCCUCUGAUUCCUCACUGCUGAAGAUUCAGUCCUCAGACUCUGGGACCAAUGGGGAGGACUCAAGUCUGAGCCAGAGUCCUAGCAAGACCGAGGACACCCAGGGUCCAAGGCGGAGGCCCACCGAGACCGAGGACACCCAGGGCCCAAGGCGGAGGUCCACCAAGACCGAGGACACCCAGGGCCGAAGAGACACCCAGGGCCCAAGGCGGAGGUCCAGCGAGACCGAGGACACCCAGGGCCCAAGGCGGAGGUCCAGCGAGACCGAGGACACCCAGGGCCGAAGGGUGAGGUCCAGCGGGACCGAGGACACCCAGGGCCCAAGGCGGAGGUCCACCAAGACUGAGGACACCCAGGGCCGAAGGGUGAGGUCCAGCGAGACCGAGGACACCCAGGGCCCAAGGCGGAGGUCCAGCGGGACGAAGGACACCCAGGGCCCAAGACAGAGGUUCAGGAAAGCUAAGGCUCCUCAGGGCAGGAGCUGGGGACUCAGAAAGUUCCCCACCCGUGGCCAGGCCUGGGGAUUACUUCGAAGUUCCAGCAAGACUAAGGAUUUCUAUGAUCUAAAUGAGAGCCCUAGCAAUACAGAUGUUCCUCAGGGCGGAAGCCAGAGGCCCAGCAAGACUGAGGCUGUCCAGGGUGGGGAACAGAGGCCUUGCAAUGACGAUACCACCCAGGGCCAGGAUUGGGGACCAAGCCCAAGUCCUAGCAUGGUCAGUAUUUUCUAUGACCCAAGUCACAAGUCCAGCAAGGAUGAAGCUACACAGGACCAGAGCCAGAGACUCAGUAAGACUAACAUUGCCCAAGGCUGGAGCCAGAGAUUCAGCAAAACUGAAGAUGUCCAAGGCUGGAACUCAGAGCUAAGCCCAAGAUCCAGCAAGACCAAGGCUGCCCAAAGCCCAAGCCAGAGCGCCAGAAAGACUGAGGCCAUGCAGGGCCCAAGCCAGGGUCCCUGCAAGACUGAAUCUGCCCAGAGCUGGGGCCAGGGACCAAGCUCAAAUUCCAGCAAGAAUGAGUAUAGCUGGGACCCAAGCUACAGUCCCACCCAGGGCCUGAGCCAGAGCCCCACCAAAAGCAGAGAUGAACAGGGCUCAAGCCCCAGCCCCAGCAGGAAUACUGCUCCUUAA
This is a messenger RNA of Orycteropus afer afer, 3021 nucleotides long. It is a transcript of the gene TTC16, whose product is annotated as tetratricopeptide repeat domain 16. The transcript is spliced from 15 exons. Bases 1 to 3021 code for a protein of 1006 amino acids. The record is from RefSeq and is a predicted model, not a curated record. Lineage: Eukaryota; Metazoa; Chordata; Mammalia; Tubulidentata; Orycteropodidae. Gene Ontology annotation, molecular function: protein binding.